AUGGAAGCAAUAUCAGCAUACAGUCUUGCAACCUGUGCCUGGCUGGGGGUGCAGGCUGUUCCCAUGCUCCUCACUCCGGGCUUCAUCAAUUCCAUGCUGGUUGAAGGCUACCAGCCAGCCAGCUCAGUCGAGAUCUACACCCUCCGCCACCUAGGCCUAGCCCAGCUGGCGCUGAGCCUCCUCUCCCUCACGCUGUCGGGCGUCCUGCCCCUCGCGCCCGCAGCUUCUUCGAGCUCCGCCGACGACGCCAUCUCGCCGUACGCCGACGCCGCGGUCCUCCUGACGGCGCUGUACCACGCCGCCAACGCGUUCCACAGCUGGGCGCGGUGGGGCGCGACGGGCGGCUCCGCGGCAUACGGCCUCGGGUUCGUGGGCAGCGGCGUCCUGGCCGCCUUUGGGCUGUGGUGUCUUAUGUUUGCGGGCGACAAGGGCAGGAUCAGCAAGAGGACGGGCGCCGACAAGAGGACGAGUGGGUUUCCGUUUCGGAAUGUGGAGGCUGAUAAGAGGAAGGCGAGCCUAUUCAACGCAGACGCGCUCAGGUUUCUGGGCAAAGACUUUCAAGACCUAUGGGCCGUUCAGUACUGUUUUACAUCUAAUCAUGGUACUGCAAGGCCUCCUGGCAAGCAUCCAUCGGGCAGACGUAUAUAUCUUGUGUUGUUGGUACCAACAAUCCUCACCUGUGAUACUACAAGGCUGCCUCUGUCAUGUCUUGGCCAUAUGCAACCUAUAUGGGCGCUAGGAGACGAGUCCCCCAACGAGCUUCUAACUUCACCACGGGGCCACGGAACGGAUCCCAGUAGCCCCUUGGCGCGGUGA
Pyricularia pennisetigena is the source of this 816-nucleotide messenger RNA. RefSeq lists its product as uncharacterized. The record is from RefSeq and is a predicted model, not a curated record. Lineage: Eukaryota; Fungi; Ascomycota; Sordariomycetes; Magnaporthales; Pyriculariaceae. The transcript has 6 exons. The coding region runs from base 1 to 816 and encodes 271 amino acids.